Molecule: messenger RNA, 7983 nt
Organism: Xiphophorus maculatus (southern platyfish)
Lineage: Eukaryota; Metazoa; Chordata; Actinopteri; Cyprinodontiformes; Poeciliidae
Gene: c9h1orf226
Product: chromosome 9 C1orf226 homolog
Exons: 4
Coding region: 1268-2260 (330 amino acids)
Source: RefSeq, a predicted model, not a curated record
CAUGAAGUGAAGUGCAGCAAAUACAUAAAUGCUGACAUACAUGGGUAAAAAAUUAAUCAGAAGUUAAAUACAAAUAAAUGAAUCCAUCCAGCCAUCAAAUCUCGAAUUAUUUAAGUCUUGAGUUAAAGUUGGAGCUUUAUUUCUGGAUGGAAUCAGUGUAUUUGGAGCUUUUUCCAGGAAAAAAGACUUGUUCCUGCUUAUUGCAUAACAAAAUAUUUAAAUUAACCAAACCUCUACUGGAAAACUCCCAAGUUUCCAGUCAAGUUGCUGUAACAUUUUUGUGUGAUAAAACAUUCAAUAUAACUAACUAUUGAUAACAUUAACUGAUGUGUUCAGGUUUAUUAUCGUCUUUCCAACAUUCCGCCUCCAAAAGAUCUGGUUAAAUACAAUGAAAUGGACAAAAAGUGCAAUACAUUGCCCUAAAGAAGCAAAAAUCUUAAAAUGUUUUUCUGGUAGACGACUGGUCUCUUCUUCUGCUGAUGUUUGCUCAUCUGCCUGACAUACUGAUUGGAUCUGAUAUAAAGAGACUAAAAGAUGAAGCUGCAAAGAGUAAACAUGUGAACAUGAAGCCUGUUUCAUCUGCAAUCAAAACAGCUGCAAGUCACCUUGAAGGAACUAUUUUGUAAUAAAAGUUUGCAGUCUUUGCUGUAGAAAAAAGAAAAAGCUUAAAUGAGCUCAAAUCUGUCAAUUGCUUGACUUGCACUAGAUCAGAAAAUGUGUCGAAUUACUUUUUUUGUCAUGCCAUUUUUCUUUUAGAGUGUAAUCUCCUACAAAGAGGGUUUCAUCCGACCACUAGUCAGUUGACUACCUUAUGUCACUCAUUACAGAUGUGUUUCAGAUUUUAAUGGUGGACUCACUCUGUUCCUCUGUUCUACAGAAUUUUAUUUACAGUCCUUUCUUGGUAGCUGCAUGUUAGUAGACAUUCAGUUUUGUUCUCUUUCCCUUUUCAUAUCCCUUUCUAUUUCCUUGAAGUUAAUGGACUUUACAUCACAUUGAUUUGUACUAAAGGGUUAGAUAUCCUCGAGUGUCUGGCUAAUGGGCCCUUCUAGAUAUCUUGAUUGGAACAGCAAAUGGAAGAUUUGAGUGCAAAGAGGUGUCAAGGUUAGCCUUUAAUUUUGAAUUCAUUUCAGUGUUUUUCCUCCAUUUAUUUGUGUUUAGAGGAGUUUUUGAUAAGCAACAAUUUUUGUUCCGAAGCAGAAACAUUGGAGUAAUGUGCACAUUUACGGGCUAACCUGAUCUGAAAUCUAAUUCUUCUCUGUCUCGUUAAAUGCUUUCCGAGAAAUAUGUCUCUGCAAGAGUUGAUCAGAGUUUGUUUGAGAACUCCAUUGCCCAGAAGCAGAGCCCUCAGACCUCCAGAACAGGUCAGCACUCCAUCCGAUCCCUCUCAGCAUCAGCUAAUUCCAAUUCUGGCUCCACCUUCAUCGACUCUCCAUCCUCUGGAGGACAGCAAAGGCUGAAAAAUGCCAUUAACCUGGGCAAGGCAGUUGGGGCAAAGGUCAACGACCUGCUGAGAAGGAAGGAGCCGAGCCACCUUGGAGACAUCGGCGUCACUGAGGUCAACAAGAAUGUUGGCGCAGUUUGGAGCUGCAUGGACAAACUUGGCCACAAUUCUGCUAGCAGCCACAUGUUUGACUCCUUUCCUCGCCUCGACCCACCGCCGCCAACAGGAAAGAAGCGCGUCCCUCGAGCUUUGAAGACGACCCAGGACAUGAUGAUCUCCUCUGACCCUGUAGUCGCCUCGCCAGACCCGGCAGAUUCUCCCCCCUUUCUGCCCUCCCCUGAAGAAACAUCUCAGGGCCCCAACGAGGAGAGGAAGAGUGAGGAAAAGCUACCAGGAGGCAGUGAGGAGCAGGAGGAGAGGUCGACAGAAAUCACAGACCCACUCGGUCUGGUGGCGAACCAACCCGAUUCAGAGACAGAGGAGACCAAAUCCACGACUGAUGAAGUCAAAGAUGGGGAGGAGGAAAAAGGGAGCCCAGAAGGAGGUGAGGAGGAACAUCGACACCAGCUUCAGCUUUCUGUGCCAGACCUCAUCAACAAGGAUCCUCCUUUGGAGUCCCGAGCCAAACCCUGCGACGUCUGGCAGAGGGCAUCCUCGCCAGACUCCCGGCUCGCCUCCUCUCCGAUUUUGGGCAAGGCACCCUGCCGCAUCAGCCUGGGGGAGGAGGUCCUGCUUGGUAACGGCGCCCCCUGCAGUAAAGACUCAGGAGGAGGCACUGAGGAGGCAGAGCCUCACCCAGACCUGCUGUCCUUUGAGUAACUCAAAUUUUUACUGUGGCUUUUAAAUGUAUCACCCACCCUGCUUUAGUUUAGGACAAAGAGAAAAGAUGCUUUUCAGAAGCAAGGCAGGCUUGAAGACCUGCUGCUUUUCAAACUUUAUAUCAGCUUUUUAAACAGUUUCGUCACUGGUUUGAGGUCAGUCAGACUACGUAAAUUAUAUAUUUUAUGCAUAAAAAUACACAGGAAAAGGCUGGCUGUUUGCCAUCAUUUCUAGCUCACAAUGCAAAAAUAACAAACAGAGUAAAAAACAAGGGUCAUUAUUUUAUUGCAGUUUCAGUUUUUAAAAUAAUAAAGUAAAAAACAAUGUUCAUAUUUCAUUAAAUUUUUUUUGUAACUUUGGCCUUUAAAAGUUCCCUGUCUGCUUUAAUGACAGCCUGAUUAUGUAUUAAUGAAUGUAUUUAGUGUGGUGACAUUACCUUUAGAUGGGUUAAAGACUUAUAGAUAUGAACAAAACCUUUAAAUCCUUGAAAACCACACCAUUUUUUAUUCAUAAAAGGUUUUAUUUUUUAAGUGUGUUACUAAGCUGCUGCAUUAAAGCCAGUUAAAAACUGCAAAAAGUAUAUAUGUUAAAUAGAAUUAUAUAUUUUACAUUUCAUAAUUUUAAACUACAUGGUAAAGUUUUUUGUUUAUUUUUUUCUUUCUCAGUUGUUUAUAGCAGUCUGGAAAACAUGCUCAGAAAAAAAACAGGAAGUGAGAAUUAAAGGCUUAAAAGGAUGUGUUUGAGAUUGAACAGGUAGGGUGAAUAUCACAGUCACAGCACGUCUGCGACCUCCAGUUUAUAAAAAAAAACAAUCAUUCUGAAUCAAAGUUUUUUUAACUCCACUUCAGGAUGAUUUAACUCUCCAAAAGAAGCUUUUUGUCUCAAUUCUGUGCUGAAGCCAAUUUCUGGCUUUUCUCAGAAAUUGAUCGGUAACACAGAGUUAGUUAUUUUCAAAACUUGUGCAAAUCAAGAUCCACAUUUUUGCCUGCAACAGGAGUGUCCAAAGUGUUCCCUGUGGGCACACAUGAUUGCGUGCAGCCCAUGUCCACUGUUGAACAAUGAUGCAAAUUAUGACAUUUUUUUAGACAAAGACAAUAAAAAAAAAUCAAGCCAAGACUUUAAGAAAUUAUAAACCUUUUCUUGAGCAGGGCAAACUUGCAAAAAUUGUUUUCAGUAAACUAGUGUGUGUUUGUUUUAAUGUUAAGCAGGUAAAAUGUUCAAAUUUCACAAUAAAACCUUUUUGCCUGUAGAAACAUUCUAGUAUUUUCAACCAGGCGAUUUUGACCCACAUGGCAAACAGUUUUGACACCACUGUUCUAAUGGAUCCAGCAAUGAGAGAAAUUUUAAUCACAAAUUGUUGUGUUUUGUUCCUGGAUUCUGCCACAAACCAGACUGAAUAUGUGAAGUUCUAUAGAAAUCUGGCUCGUCAUUUAAAAACAAUAUUAAAUCACCAAUGCCUUAAUCUGUAAAAUAUACAUCCUCUAAAACAUAACAUAAAUAAGCUGACUAUUUUUAGGACUAAAACAUAUUUGACAUAUUUGACUGUAUGAGCUAAAAUCUGCUGCUAUACUGGAACUAAAUGCCAAGGAAUGAGACGAAUUGAAGUAAUUACCGGUCUGUGCAGCUAGGAUGUGCAAAGACAGGUUGUUCCACAUAUUAGCUGGAGCAACAUCUGUUCAGGCUAUAAAUCUGUUUUCUUCCUUCCACACCCAGUAAAUUAAUUAGCCGUUAAUACUUUGAUGCGAAACGGAUCAGUUUGGUGUGCCUCUCUCCAGAAACAAACGAUGAAAGGUUGUUUCCCUGCGCAGACCUGAAAUGUGCUUGACUACAUAUUCCAUCACCCUACAGAUGGAGAUGGGACUGAAAGACGUCUGAAUGGAGUGUUUUUAGAAAAGGGAUGAGGGGUUCCUGAGUUAAAGAGAGGGCAAGGUAAUGAGCUGUCAACAGGAAGGGAUGAAAGAGGUGUAUUUUUUAUUCAAGCGGAUCCUAAAGUGACAGACCAAAGACGGAAAUUAACAGCUCAGUCAGACAGGUUGUUUUAUCACUUUUUUUUACUUGCCAGAGGAGGAAAAAAGCAAUAAUAUGGAGGAGUAUUUUUUUUGUUAUUGUUGCUUAAAAAGAUGAAAGCCAAAGAGUGAACUUUUCUACCAUUUCUUUGUGUCUUUAUUCUUCAAAAGACAGAGGUUGACUCAGGUGCUUGUUACAUGUAAGCUGGCAUUGAGAGAAAUUAUUAAGCCUUACUUCACACCUGUUUGUCAAAGCAGGUAGAUUGGGGUCUGGUUGCCGUGGUUACUUUAACACAAAUCAAGCACUAAGAAGUAGAAAUCUGUAAUUUUCUAACCUGGCAUUCUGAAGAUGUUCUGGGGAUUUCUGCUUCUGGGUUUUGAGGCGUGUUUGUUUAACACCCUGGAUAUAUAUUUUUUUGAGCAGAGAACUAAAGUGCAGAAUGCCAUGAAUUUCCCAGAAGAAGCUGAGACCAAAAGCAGCACCAGCUGAGAAUGAGAGGAAUGUGUAGCUCGUACUUAUGAGGAAAAAAGCAAGCUUUGUCUCAGUUUUUUUUUUUUCGUUUUUUUUUUCUCUGAAUGUGUCUGAGGCACUGAACUGUAACCAAGCAGCUGAGGCCUCCUCUGCGGUUCUGAAUCAUGUUCCACUUUUUUUUCUUUUUUUUUUUUUUCAGUGAAAUUACUCAGAGCUGCAGAUGUUUGAGUAGAAAGCACUCCAAAAAAAAGAGAGAUAUUUUUAUACAUAUCUAAAAAAAUUAGCUUUAAAGUUACGGGGAACCGAGCCUUUGGAUAUGCAAAUACCACACCCAGGUCUCUGACCAUUGCCUGUAGGGAUGCACUACAUGCACAAGUCUUAAUAAGUACCUUAUUUUUUAUUGCAGAAUAAGACAAACUUUCUUGUAAUAUUUGAAGUGGUUUUGAUCUGUAGUUUUUAGGCUUCUGAAGGUUUUCCUAAAAAUAAUUAUUUGAACUUUUGCUUAUUUUUCAGUCAACAUUAGCCUAUUAACCAUGACCAAUAAAUGGUACAGAUUUAAAAAGGUUGUUAAUAUCAAGCAAUAACCCAGCGGUGUGUUGACAGGGCUUUUUCUUACCAGAGGCCUGCCAUAAAUAUGAAAUUGCUUCCUAUCAUUUAACUGAAUUUAAAACUUUGUUCAUUUUGGUUGUCAUGGAUCUUCUUUUUUUUUCCAAUAAUUUUUUGUCUUCAACUUCUCCCUCUUCCGCUUUGGGAUUAUACAUGACACCAACAGCUAAGAUAUCUUCAAUUAGAGUGAUUUUGCAUGUUAUCAAGUUGGAUCUCUUCGCGGUAACAUCCAGUCAGUAUUUCCACCUCACAGUGAGUGUGUCUACUUAGUCAUAUCUAUUUUAGCUGUGUGGAAAAACCUCAUUGUGGGGAGUAGCUAGCCAGUUAAAUCUGGUUUGCAUCACAAGCUCCAUCCUGAAGGUAAAGGGAAGUAUAAAGUCAUUCAGAGUUUCUGUGUAGCGUUGAUAUUUAUACAAUUUACUCUUAGCAUGUUUAGAAUCUGCUUAUAAAAAAAAUAUAACUGAGUAUGGAGAUGCAUCUUUCCAUACUUGGAUAUGUUUUUUAUUUGUAAUAAAUGUGUGAACAGUAAUAAUGGCUGCAAAUUUCAAGAUCAUGAAUUGACUAUUUCAUUAUUUUGACAUAUGAAAGUAUUUUUUAAUAAUAAUAAUUGUCAUUCAAUAUUUAGUAAUGCAUCAGUUUAGGAUCAGGUUUUUUCCAUCUUAAGCCAGUAGACCACAUCACUCUAAUUUGAAUUUUAGCCUUUAUAUUUUAAGAUCAACUGUGAUCAUAAAAAACCAGUUUGAGGUUUAAUUUUCUUCAGAUAAGUCGAUGAAAUUCUAAUCUCAAGAAACUAAAGCUAUGCUUUCUUGAGAUAACAGAAAUAAACUGUUGUGACAAGUCAAGCUACCAUUUGGUCAUCUUAAUAUGACUUAAUUUUAUGACAAAAGGUCUAUCAAAAAAAAAAAACAAGUUUAAAUCUAUAUGACAAUUUAGAUUUUCCUAAUUUCAAGAUGAUAGGUAAUCAAAAUAAGUUCAUAACAUUCCAUCUUAAGUUGUUGACUGUAAACCAGCCUACCCAUGCACAUUUACAGUAUAUGAACUUUCCCAAACUUUCAUGGGUUUGCAUUUCAGUUAUUACAGUUAUAUUACACACUUCUGCUGCUUCAAAUACCUGGAACACAUUGAUACUAAACCUCAAACACCUAACAAAAUAAUCCAAAUCAGUUGCAAUGUUAGAUCUUAAAAGUCAUGACACAUUUGAACAGAUGCAUCUGGACAAGGGCAAUAGUAUAGAAACAUAAAUUGUGUAGGAACCCUGUUACUGCCUCACCACCCGGGCGGAUUAGGGGGUUCAAUUUCCACAUUUAUUAUUUUUUAGCCUCACAAUGCACAAUACACUGCCAUAGACAAGUAAAAGAAACUGAUCAGUAUGAAAAUGAUUAGAGUGAAAGAGCAAAAACAAAUGAAAUCCUGGAGAGGCCUUUUUGAAGACCAAUUAAGAAGUUACAAGAAGGUUUGUAAGCAAUAUGUUGAUAAAUAAGCCAAGGUUAGUUAAUUUUACAAAUAACAGCUGGAUAAUGUACAGUACAGACCAAAAGUUUGGACACACCUUUUAAUUCAAUGAGUUUCCUUUAUUUUCAUGACUAUUGACAUUGUAGAUUCACACUGAAGGCAUCAAAACUAUGAAUAACACAUGUGGAAAUAUGCACUAAACAAAAAAGUGUAAAACAACUGAAAAUACCCCUUGAGCAUAUGCACAGCAAGAGAACAUCAAUAAAAACAUGAUAAGCAGAAUACUAAAUUCUCUGAGUAGAAAUUAGAGACAGAGCCUUAGCCUGAUUUUAGUAGCUUUUCUGGGUUGCUUGCAUUUCCUCUUCUUGACUUUAAAAACCAUUUUUAAACAUUGAGCAACGUUUAAAACAUAUAAGAGUCUGUAUUUUAAAAAAUAACCAAGUUCGUUAUAAUAUCACAAGAUUGCUGUGCUUGAUUCUCUUUUUAUGAAAUUACCAAAUUGAUUGUCUGAUGUUUGUGUUGUUUUAUGUAUGUUUUUAUGCCCUUUUGGAUCUGGAAAAAAGGCAACAUUUCUUGUGAUUUUCUUGUCUAAUUUAAGAUGACUUUAGCAUAAAUAACACACUAACAUAAUCAACUAAAGAUAAGGGCAAAAUGACACUACAUAGCUGUUUAGAAAACCUGAACUCUGUUUCUUUGUUGGAAAUAGUAAAUUCUUUGAAGAUAUCAAGCAUUGUUCAUUUUUUAAGUCUGUAAACCACUAACUUUAUCAUUUUUGUUGAAGGAACAGUAAUGUACAAUUUUUACCAAAACUUUCUUUUCCUAACAACAAAUGAAGGAGUUAUAGAAUGUAGUUUUUAUUUAGCUAUUUACUUUAAUUUUUUUAUGUUGAAAUUUUAUGUUUUUGUCUCUGCAAAGCCAAUCUGCAUAAUUCCAGUUUUUAUUGAUGAAUGAAGGACGCUCGGUGUAACACAUGGACUUUUUAAUUCCAAGGGACUGUUGAAUGUCUAAAUGAAGCUUGAGAUUUUUUAUCUUGAAACUGUUGCUAAUUAAGUAAUUUUUUUAUCAAGCAAAAGAUGAAACUGAAUGAUUUCCACCUUGUACUUUCCUACUUUACUUGUCAUAAAGAGGAGACGUAAUAAUUUCCUACAAUCACUGUAAUCUUAUAAAUUUUGAUUUAACCAUUUGAA